Sitodiplosis mosellana (orange wheat blossom midge) is the source of this 12850-nucleotide messenger RNA. RefSeq names its product BTB/POZ domain-containing protein 3-like. The coding region runs from base 739 to 2193 and encodes 484 amino acids. The record is from RefSeq and is a predicted model, not a curated record. Gene Ontology annotation, molecular function: protein binding. Gene Ontology annotation, biological process: neurogenesis. The transcript is spliced from 3 exons. NCBI's taxonomy places the organism in Eukaryota, Metazoa, Arthropoda, Insecta, Diptera, Cecidomyiidae. Gene Ontology annotation, cellular component: cytosol.
UUUCCGAUUCAGUGUGCUGACAACGUUUGCACUGAACGGAUAGCACGUCGCACCAUAUCGAACGACGGCUCACCACAUUUUUUUUUCUAACGAUAUUUUUAUUCAUAGACUUUUUUCUAUGAUACGACUGGCUUGACACAUUUUUGUAAAGAAAAAAUAAAUAAAACCGAAAUUGUUAGUUUGUGCCUCAUGUAGUUCGAAAAAAUAUUCGUUCGAUUUAGUAAGCGAAGACACAUUUGCGCACCGCACUUUGUAUUCUAGAAAAUUAUCAUGAAUUUAUGACCAACAACAAUUACAACAGGACAAAUAAAAAAAAAAACACCGAAACAAGAAAGAAGACUGUUUACACAAGUGUGUGACGAUAUCGAAAAGAUACAUGGAAUUGUUCAUCAUAUUGAGAACAUGUCAUCAUUAAUUAACAAAGCAAUAUGAAAGUCAAACGCGAUUCGCAAUUUUAAUUUUGCCACUUUUUUCCGUCUUACAUUGCGUAUUUGUGAAUCGUAAAAUCGGGUGUUUUGCCGUGAAUAAUGUGACAGAGAAUGUGAAACAAAAUGAGUCGGCUAUUUAGUGUUGACCGGCAUUCAUUUGUCGAACAAAUUGAAGACACAGCGAUUGGAUAUAUAGGUUGAAAUAAGUGAAUCGUGGCUAAUUAAAGCAAGGAAAAAUAGCGACAAAAACAGUCAAAUGCAUUCAAAAUCGAUCGGAUUAAAUUGAUAAAACCAAAGCAACAAAACAAUAAUGCCCUGGAAUUGUUUGUGUUCGAGCAAAAGCAAAAAUAGGAGACCACAAAUCAGUGCACCUAUUUUAAAUACUGAGGACAUUCAAAAACUACAGUUGAUUCCGUUGCAAAAGCCACUCAUAACUUCAAAAAAUUUGCAUGAAAAGCUCAUACAACCAGAAAAUGAUGCGGUGGGUGUAUCACAAGCGUUGCACAACAAUAUCGGCAUUGAAAAUGUAUCAUCCGCGAACAUUGAUGACGAUGAUGACGACGACAAUCACAAUGUCGAAAAGCCGCUGCAAAGCGCUCAAUCAGCAAUCGAUUUAGCGAGAGCCCAAUUGGAUUCCGUGGACGAUAACAAACCGCUGGUUACAACAACGACGACAGAGGCGGCAACGACGAUAGCAACUGGCAAAUUGGCGUCCGCCAUAACCAGUAAAUCGAUGAAAAAGGACAUCAAACGAACCAAACGACUCGAGAAAAAACGAUUGAAACAACAACAAAAACAACUGAAAAAACUCAACAAGAAAGAAGCAAAGAAGGAGAAAAAUAAUAACAAAAUAAAAGAUGAGCAGAAGACGAACAACGGCAGCAGCAGCAGCAGCAACAACAACAACAAACCGAACGAAACGCUUCAAUCGAAUUUGAAGAAUCGUUCGCAAUCAUUUCCAGAGCCAACAGUGCCUCGGGCCAAAUCGAAAUCACCCGUGAACGUAACAUUUGCGUUCGAUACAAUUGAAAAUGGUAGCGAUGCUAAUAACCACAAUCGAACAACCAUUGUGCUACAUCAUUCGCACAAGGAUAUCACCCACGACCAGCAAUACAUCGACGAUGGUGGCAAUGACAGUAAAUCCAUUGGCGAAUACGAUUCAUUGCCAUUGAUUAAGGUCGAGAAAUCAGCCGAUGUGGACAGUGAUUUUGCUGUCGAAACGCGUUACGAGAAAAUUGAUGGCAAUGGUAAUGUGGUUGUUGUGAAUAAUGCACCAUUACCCAUAUCGUGUAGCUCAUCCGACAGUAUUCCAUUUAUUGACGAUAGUCCAAAUCCACGGCGUGCCGCUUCGAUUCCCAUUGAACCGCACCGAAAUCUGCAUGACAGCCGCUUCAUAACGUUGCAGCCGCGCAAUAUCGGUGCACAAAGUAUGAUUUAUGCACGAAAACUUGAAAAACCACUGCCCAUUGCCUUUAAAAUCCCAACGAAACGGGACCAAUUCGAUAAAUCCGCACAAAUUCUGUAUCAAUCGCUCAAGGAAUCCAUCGACCAUCACUUCGAUCGAGUAGCACACGUACACAAUAAGCUAUGUCAAGUUUGCCAUGAAUUUUUACUCGUUCCGGAUGCUGUUAAGUGCCUCACUUGUGGACUGGUUUGUCAUCAAAGCUGCACAUUGCCGCAGGUAAUAUUGAUUUUCUCGUCUGAACCAUUUGGAAAACUAUUUUUUUUCAGACUUCUUUGUUUACAUUUUCCAAUGCACAAAUAGUUUCACUCAAGAAUUUAACUCAAUUUUCCGUCGAGAGUUGUGUCUUUGCUACUUAGACUCAACGCUUUAAGCUUUGGCUCAUUCAACAGAUGGCGCUGUUGUGAAUGGAUUCAAUUGAGUAGACUUAUCCACAACGGUGUUUUUCUAUACGAUUAUAAUUCCUCUUAAUUCGAUAAUGAUAGAGUCAAUUGGUGGAAAGGAAAACAUUUUUAUAUUCAUUUUUCCUGUCGCAAAUCAUUGCCAUCACACACACACAUCUCAUUUCCGAUGAUCGAUCAUUAUUCAUGCAAAUGCGAAUGAUAUGCAAAACAUUGCCAUCAUUAAGUACAUUGUUUUUCUUUUCAUCGUUUGUUUGUUGUUGCUUGAUUUGCAUUUCUCUCGCAAAUCAAUCAAAAUUAUUUCAGCCGAGACAUUGUUUAUGUUAACACAUGCACACGCACACCACAUAAAUUAAUAAUAACAGAAAGAAAAAUACAAGCUGCACACGAGAAAAUAAUUGUUGUCAUUUGAAAAUCACAUUUUAAUUGCUUCAGUUUUCGCACCGACUUAUACUAUCGCAAGAUUGAGUAUGCAAGCAAGAGAUAGAGCGAGUGUAAUAUAAGCCUGGGUGUCUCGGUCGAGUGAUUAAUUCCAUUCUUCAUUAGACAGUAUGUAUUGGAAACAAAAUUAUGAUUAACACUUUGAAUAAUCACAUCGGAUCCGCAAGGCAUAAACUUGAUAUAUACGUUAUCAUCAAGAAAUCUUGUAUUAUGUGCAUGAGAAAAUAAGUUGUGCAUAUGAUUUUCCCGGUUCCAUGCACAAAGCACUUGAUACUUCAUCUUUGUGAAAAUCUAAUCUCAAUGCGAUUAAAAGCAAAUCGUAUGAAAAAUUGACUUGGAGCACAAAUGUGCGAAUGUAUUUGAUGCCUGAAGUGCGUCUCGGAGGAGAGUAUGCGCUCGACACACACACACACACAUGGAGAUAGAGAUGAAAAAAUACCAAAUGCAAUGACAACAAGCAGCCGAGAAAUGUUGCAAAAAAAGAAAUGCGGAUAAAGAGAGAAAAUCCGUUUGUUGCGAGACAAGAACCGAUAUUCACAGUUUCACACUUGCAUGUAAAAAGAUAAAUGUUCUCAAUCCGUUUGGACAAACAAGCAUCAAUUAUGCAUAUAAAAACCGACUGCGUCUUGAGCAUAGAAGAAAAACCCAUAAAUAUCCUCGAACGGUGUAUUGCUGCACUUGGAAUGCGCGGCGACAACGAUGACGACGACGAAGACGGCGCACAAACAAUUCACCGGGUGAAAUUGCUUCAUUUGCAAACAGAUCGGCAACGUGCUACAAUGGGAAAUGAAAACGAACGGAACGAGCGAAAAAAAAAAAUAAAUGCAUUAGAAUAUUUUUGCGCGCGAACCAACGAAGUUCGAAUAUUUUAACAUCGUCAAAAGCCAGAGGGGAAUAGUCGUGCGAGUCGACAAGUAAAUGGCCAAACAAACGAUUUACAUUUUAAUAGAAAUAUAAAUCAUUCGAAUGCAGCGUAUAAACAAAUUACUCCAUAUGCAUGCGCGAUUAAAAUCGCUUUGUUGACACGCUUUCGCACUACGAAUCAUAUCAAUGUCUCUUUCUCUCGCUUGCCGAAAUGUUUCAAUUUCAAAUCCAUAGUGCUUUAUUAGAAUAGAUAGACGAUUUUUGUUCGCCUAACGAACACCACUAACAGCUAGCAAAUUUUCUCAAUAAAUGUUAAGUGUGAAAGAGAUAAAUAACAACGAAAAUUAUCUCUCUCGAGAUGGGAAUCGAAGUAGGUGGAAAUGCAUAGCAAGCGCAUUCGUUCGUUCCUUUGCGCUCACGACUCGCAGUGAUGUGAUCGGAGAAUGAAUCGUCAGCGCAUUUUGCAAAUUGCUCAAACAAUAUUGCACUCUCAUAAAUUAGACAUUCAAUCGCGCACCCAUAUCGCAUCGUCAUUUUAAGUGGCUGUUUGGCUGUGCAUGUGUGUGUGUGUAUUUGAUUAUCAUUUGUCUCGGCAAACGAGUGAUAGAAGGAGCGAAACGAACUCGUACGAGCGUUGAAUGCAAACGAUUUAUUUUUUUGGUACGUGUUUCCGGAACAUUCGAAUCGAUUGAGGCAUGUUGAAGUCUUCAGACUUAAUCAGCGAUGGAAAUUACAGCUGGUUUGCUGGUUUUGCUCACUCUCUGUCAAUGCAUUUCACUUUUUCUUCUUGCCGAUUUGAUUUAAAUAGAAAACGCAGACUCGGUGUGUUUUUUGGAUGCUGUUUCAAAAUUUACAGCUAAAGUUGAAGUUGUUAAUCUUAGCCGGGGCCGAGAGCGAGUAGGCGAAGAAUGCAUAUGACGAAGUGUAACGCUUCUUGCUGUUUAGACUAAUGUCUAUUGUCGGUGUGUAUGUGUAUGCUGUGUGCGAGCACAAGUUUCAUUUGCUAUGCUCCAUGACAUUUUCAAUGGUUUAUUUUUACUGCUGAAAUUGCGUGGCCUCAUUAUGUAUAUAUCUCGUUUUGAUAAAUGUGAGCCAAUCGUGCAAAUCAUUAUGCUCGCCUAUCAAAAGCUUGCCUUUGUAGCUCGAUUCAUUUCCAUUUUGGCUUUUUUCUUUCCUCUUCUCCUCCACCGCCACCAAAACCACUGCCGUCAUCGCCACCACCGCCACCGCAUUCUCUUUCGCUGCCUCUGCGGCUACAGGAAUUAAUGCACGGAAAUAUUGACUUUAUCGUACGUUCGAAUCUAAAAUGAAUACGUCGCAUCGCAUAGGGGAAUCGGGUUAUUUAUUUAUCGUCACCGUUUAGCUUUUAGCGCUUUUCUACUUCGAGUGCAGAAAACUAAUCGAAAUAGAUAGAAAUUGCUAUUUCGAGUGAGGCAUAUUCCCGAUUCGAGUAAAUCCAAGCACAUUCCAAAAAUCAAUUAAAACCAACGACAGAUUAUCUGCUCAAAUGGAGUGAAAUUAAAUAGUCACGAAUCCUUAUCAAUUAAUUCGAGGAUUGAGCGUAAAGGAUGAACAGAAUGAAAAAAAAAUUCGGUGCGCCAUUUGCUAGUUAAUUUUUAUGGUUCUAAAAGCGAUUCCAUGUCUUGCAGCUGCCGUUGCUGCUACUGCCGUGGCACUCGAUGAUAUCGGGCAUUUAUUGAUGAUGGCUGCGCCUUAUCCUCUGCCCCAAUUCCAAUUCCGACCAAUGCCGAAAGAAAAGAAUACUUUAUUGACGUUUUGUAUCGUUUUAUUCUUCUUUUGAUUUUAUGGCAACCCACUUUUUCCAUUCAGAUAAAACUUAAGCGCCAAUUUUUAUACCCAUUCAAUAAAACUAAAGACCGAUUUUGUUUCAUUCACUCUUUUUAGGUAAGAAAAAUUAAAACCAUAAAAAGCGAAGGCUUCUGCUUGAUUACCUCAAAUGAGGUGCUGUGGUGAAUUGAAUCCCGAAACAAACGAAUCGAAAGAUAAAACUGAAUUAUAGUGGUAGGUAAUAAUUCAAAUAAUUGUUUAAAAAUUACACUUAAAUCAAUAUGCCAAAAAAUGAAUGAUGAAAAAUCUGGCAUCAAUUGCGUGUUUGUGUUUCGGAAAAAAAUGAGACAAACCAUAUCAUGUCGGAGAGGUAGUAAAUAUUGAUAACAAAAGAUUACGAGUUGUUCUGAAAUUUUGAAAUGCAGCCACGAUAACGGUAAAUAUGAAUAUGGCAUAAAUGCCACGAAAACCAACAUUCAAAGAGCUCGUUCACUCGCUCGCUUGAUUGCUCGCUCUCGCGCGCGCUCUUUUGUUACUAUCGUAUCGUUAGCAAACAAAACACAGCGUAUUAUGUGCAAUACAAAAACUCAUCAAAUAUGUAAAAAGCAUCAAGCACAGGAAAAGUCGGUUGUAGUUUUGCAAAAUUGAAUAGGGCACCAGAGAGAGAGAGAGCGAUAUAUUUAGCGUGUGUAUGUGCCGCGUAUGGCAAGUUACAAGUCACUAAAAAUUUUUCGUCUAUUCAGUUCAAUGGCGAUGUCUAUUGGGUAAACAGUUUUUAGUUGAUAUUCGGCGCCCUUUGGGACGCGUAUAGCGAAUAAUUCGUUGCUUUCAUAUGUUUCGAUUCAAAUUUUCAGCAAAGAGACUUGAACACAUUAUCAGCACGAAAGUCACAUGUGCCUGCAUAUUAAAAAAAACACGUAAGUAGACGCGAGCGUCGUUGGCUUGCGCUCGUUAUUGUUCAUUUAGUAAUGAAAAAUAGAAUCGAAGUCAUGUUGUCACAUACAUAUACACACGGCACUUUAUUCGCACAACCACUGCAUGGCUUUGAAGGUAAAACGAAAUGAAUGGCUUACAGUAUGUAUGAUGAUCUUGCUGUUACUGCUUCGCUCUAUACGAACGCGUACCGAUGUCAUUCAAACGACUCUAUCUAACACAGAACUUGGUCGUUAUUGUAGAAACGUGCUCUGUGGCUCACACACACACACACAAUGUGUCACACAUACAUCCAUCGAUAAAGACGAGCAUUGAAUUGGUUUUCAUUGUGGAAUUUAAUUCGCUUGAAUGAUCAGUUUACUACGCGCUUACUCAUACCAUCACAUUCACUCGGCAACUUCCAUUCCAGUUUUGGAGUUGCUUUUGUUUACAUUUUUUUUCGCUUUUGUCGUGUGUGUGUGCUUGGCGUUUACAGCGUUGUUGUGCGGCCUGUGUUUUGUUGUUUACUGCUUGUUUGCGCAGCAGCCGCCGCUAAAUUCGUAUUCAGUCGAUGGCUGACAUCGAAGUCGAACGUUGUGGUUACUUUUAUUAGAGAAUUAUUUAACGCGCAUUUCGCGCCGUGUGUGCCGAUUUGUUUUUUUUUCUUCUUUUCGUAUAUUCUCUCUGUCUCUUCUACACCGAAGUGAUAUUUUUUCCGUUUGUCAGUGUGAUGUUUGCGGGUGCGCACCCAUUUUUACGUUUUUAUUUUUGUAUGUGGCCGUUUACAUGUUUUGUGAUAAGCCGUGCGAAUACAAUACAUCAUCGGUCGAGUACCGAUGUAUGUGACACGGCUUUAGAUACUUGUUUACUUUAGUUUACGUUAUUUGUUAUCAGCGUGAAGACCUGAAUACUGUACUGUUUUUUGCGUUUUUUUUUGACAAUUCAGUUGAAAAAUACUGAAAAACAGCUAGAUAGAACAGUCAAGUUUUUCACUCUGUCCAGAAUCAGUAAAUACUCUAUCAAUUCAGUACGAAGAAUUCGGUUUUUUUUCUUCUCUCUCUCACAUGAAUAACCAUUGUGUGAACGAUUCGAAAACAAUUAGUUUCGACGUAUAUUUCCAUUGUGUUGAUCUUGAAAUGAAACUAAUAAUAAGGUCGUUCGAUUGAAAGACGUCGUUUAUCGUCGAAAAAUUAUGCAACACUCGUGACUAAAGCCUCGCACACCGUAUAAUAAUUGUAUCGAAGUGAUAAAUUUAUUAGUUUUUUUUUCUCAUUCCGGUGAUUGUAUUUAUAAAUUUUGGUAUGAAAUGCAGUGUGUUGUUUCGUCUAACCUAUCGCAAGUGAUUAGUUAAAAAUCAAUCAAUCAAGAGUUUUGUUAAAAAUGCGGUUUUGAUUUUUUUUUUCUCGUCAUUGCCUUCUACUUAAGCCGCCACCGUACGUGAGCGGACUCAAAAAUAUUUGAUUAGGAAAUCUAAUUGAAUGGUUAACACUAUCGCAUUUCGACCCAAAAACGAAAUCGAAAUCAGUGAGACGAAAGAACGAAUGAACGAACAGGAAAAAAAAACAUGAAACGACAGCGAAAUUAAAAAAAUUCGUUAAAUAUUUGAACGGCGACUAAUCUGGGUGUUUAAUGUGCUCUCAAUUUUGUCAACAUGGUCGCUUUUUUAGUCUCCGAGUGAGCGUUUUUCUAAAAAAAAAAAAUUAUUUAUAGAAAAUUUGCAACGCUUGCGAUUGGGUUUUAACGGUUUGUCGUGUACUCAAUUGUGUAUUGCGCGCGCGCGAAUUUAACAACAACAUAAAUCGGCCGCAACAAAUCGACUCACACAAGUGUUUUCGGUUUUGUGUGUGUUUUUUAUUGAGAUGAAACGGCGAAAAAACAACAGCAUGAAUACCUCAACCGACCGAAAUAAAUUUAAAUAAAUAUUUGCAAUUGAUUUGAAAAUGCCGGGCUGCUGAUAAGAACGCUGUUUUUCUGAUUCUUAUUUCGUGUUUGGUUUAAGAUUGCGAUUUUAGCACUUUUUUUCUUCUUACUGCGCUUGUGAUUAUUGUUUAUGGUGAGUACUGUAGCAAAUCGAAUGGAAGUAGCGUUUGUUUACGAAGAUGGUUAUUUACGUGAUGGCGAAAAAUGCGAAGAAGUUAUCUGUGGUGACUCAUUUGCAAAUGCCCAAAGACCGCAGUUUCCUUUCACUUACGUUGAAAAGAGUGAAAUUUCGAAUGUGCAUUUAAUGGCUUCGGUUGAUAAAAAUUAACACAUGAAAACACCACUUCUCCAUGGUCAUAAAAUACGAUUUUGAGGGAAACUAGAUCUGUUAUCGGUUGAACAGAGGAACAGAGUGUAUCGUUGACUCUCAAUCCGAAUGAAGCUGUUGCUUCAUCUUUCAUCUUCUGUAGCAUUUGUGUCUGGCAUGUGUACGAAUUUCAUUGUGGUUCGAUCCUCGGCAUUCCUUUGCAGUGUGGCUUUUUUUUUUUGUUAAAGCCGAGCGGAUUUACUUAUACAGAUUGUGUUGUUUUUCUACUUUUUUUAUCUCGGAAAGAGGAGAGGAGGUGAUUAUACGCCCAUCAUCAUGAUUUCAUAAAUUCAUACAUUAAAAUCGCUGCGAAACACUUUACCGCAUAUGUUUGAAUUAUGAAGUACAUUGUCGCUUUUGAGUUGUGCAACGUAUACACCGUACAGUACACACGGGCCACAUGUGUAACAACGAUGAUAAUUCAUUGCAACUCUCUCAUUCUCGCUCGCUCGCUCGUUGUACAAAAAUGAAAGAAUAAUAUACGAUACAUGCUUAUUAAAUUAUUCAAUGAAUGAAUUAUGUUACAGAAUUUAUUGGAUAGAUGCAUCACACUGAAACGAUGAGCCGCUGCACUUCGUCGGCAUACAUUAUUCAGAUUGUUGAUACACAUUGAAAGGCAUGUACUCUCCAGCUUAUCGUUUUGAUUCAAUCGAAAUCACACACAAACACAUACUCACAAAAGUGAGACACGUUGAUAAAAAAAAAAGCCACGGGAACAAAAACAAACGUUGAAAAUGACGGAAUUAGGCAUUAUUUUCGAAUCGUGGCCGCACCUUUUGGUUCAUUCUUCUGAGACAUCGUUCGAAUGUUCCGCAUAAAAUGCAGUGCACACAAAAUUUGUGUUAGAUUUUCUUGAGCAAUAAUAAUUACACGGGCCCACGCGCUAUCACAAAACUCACCUAGUCUCUCUAUCUCUUGUUUGGAUUGAAAUGCGCGAGGAAAAGGUGAACACUGCUCGUUCACUGAAUACACAAUCGUCCGAGUUCAGAUGGCUGUUUAACCAGAAUGUUAGCUAAUAAAAUCGAAUUCAAAGCUAUUCAAGACCUGAUCGCACUGCCGGUUUUCAAAUGCGCAGUGCCCAUGCUUCACAUUGUGAACGAGUGACCGCAUGCAUCAUGGUGUUAUAAAUUCAAAUACCUUUUCAUCAAGCAUCGCCUACUCCAUGUCAAAAAAAAUCGCAUGUGGCUACCCAAAUCGAGAGUUGUGCAAGCAAGUGCUAACCAUCGAAUUCAUUUGUCGACUGCUGUUUAUGCCGCCAUAACAUAAUGGACUGAAAGCCGUUUUCUUCUGGUUAUUUUAUGCCCAUCAAAUGGUCGUACAUUUUGAUCGACAUUUUUGUUGAAACGAAAAAACAUUUACAAUAAACUCCAUUUACUCAAGAAAAAUGUUGAACGUUUUUAGUAAUCAACCGCGUGCGGUGCAGUAUAAACAUUUUUCACACAUAAAUUCACACGAACAUGCUGUAAGAAUGAACAAUACGCAUGUGGCACACGAACCGAGCGCAGUUCAUGACUGAAUUAUUAUGAUCCGAUGAAAAGGGAAUGAAGGCAGUUGAAUUCGAAUGGAGAACACACUGAACGGAAUUAAUACAGAAUAUGCAUUGAUGUUUAACCCGUCACUCAAACCGAUAUUAUUUUUUUUUUUGAAGAAUUCGAUAUGCACCAUUUUCAAGCGAGACCGACGUUUCUCGGCUCUCAGUCAAUGCUAUCAUACUAAUUAGCACUAUUGAUCUCGCAUGUGUGUGAAUUAUUACGCGUUUUCAUUUGCUACCUGAAUACAUUAUAGAACACAUCACAUUUGAUCUAAAAUACAAUGCGAUCGCGUACAUCUCGCGCGAUGGGCACAUGAUAUUUUGUAGUGUACAUUUUUACUUGCCGAUUUUUUUUCGAGUUCGGUUCAGCCAAUUCAAAGCAUGAAAAAUCGGAUGGAUUGACUUGAUUACUAUUUUACACAUUAUAAUAAAGGUUAUUAUGUUUUGCUCGCAAUUUAAGAAUUCCAAAUCGACCAUAACUUAUUCGUUUGGCAAAAAGGCAAUCUGCACAAUUAAUUUUAAGUACUUUUUAACAAUAGUCACAAUCUGAGUAUUAAAAACCACAUAUACGAAAAACAAUUGCAAAAAUGAGCGAAUUGUAUAGUAAAUCGGUGUAAAUUUGAGUUUACUUCAAACGAAACCAGAAUUAAUUAGCGAAAUCAAAAGAAUAAUGGCAUUUUGGAAAGCCGAAAAUGGAGUAAGUAUGCUAAAACAUAUUAAAUGAUCGGACAAGGUCAGAGUAUUUUUCACUUGGAAACAAGAAUUGUUGAAUCACUACUUCUAAACAUUUCCGUCUUGCACUCAAUUGUUCGUCCAUAUUCUGAUGAAAUGUGCCUACAUUUGCAAAAUGAAUAUUCGCUAUUUCAUUCAGAAACAAAUGGAAAAGACGAAAAAUGCUCGACUCGACAACAGUGCGAAUUUAUCAAGUUAUUAUAGGCAUUUUAUGUGUUUGCUCGCGAUAUUUUGUAUUUGAAUUCCGAUCGGGCGGCUUCGUCAUCAAACUAAUUAUACCCGGAUUUCGUAAUCAAAACCGGCUGACGCCACAUUUACUAUAUCAUUAACGCCAUUGGCGUUGAUAGUGACUUCAAUUUUGAUUUAUACAUCAUCAAUGAUAAUGACAAACUUCAAUAUUUGGUGAGAUUUCCAUCAAAAGAAGGCCUCUCUAUCAAUCUAUUUGGAGAAGUGUUUGUUUUGAAUUUUCACAACAAAUACUGUAAAUGGUGUAAAAAAAAAAGAAAAAGGUGUUUUAAAUGAUUUCGAAAGGUUUAGAUGACAAACAACGCCUACGGCUUAGUUAGAUGGGAUCAGUGUCAUUGGAGCACAUAUGUGAUAUGAAAGCACGAAAGCUAGUAGAAAAUGAACAAGUAAAGAAAAGAAAUAUUUCCUUCGCACGCACUCCAUUGGCACCAUUUUUCAUCGUUCAGAACAAAUGAUCGGUAAAAUGAUGACGUGCACUCCUCCACAUUGACGCUGCACCUUUGUUUUCAAUUUUGGCAAUAAAACGAUAACAAUCGUUUUCUACCUACUUUCCAUGGUUUUUCGUCGAAAAUUGAAUAUAUGCCAAAGGUGCAAAACGAUAUUUCCAUGCUAAAAUAUGCGAUAGCACAAAUUCGCGCUGCCUGCAAUAAAAGAAGGCUUUCCAAGAAAGAUAAUAAUGAGCGGGCGAACAUAAAAUCAUUGGAGAAAUGUUAUCGAAAGCCAAGGUCUUCUAAUAAGGAAAUUAAAUUGGCAAAUAAAAAUUCAAGUAUUCAAUUAUCAUUUCCCCAUUAGCGAUUUCCGAGCUCCUCUUAUAUCGUCUGAAUGCUGGUCAUUUGUCGACAUAAAACUGCGACCAUUCGUACAGCGAUGAUUUCAUGCAUUGAGAUAUUAUGAAAAGAAAAGAGGACAGACAGCAAUUGCAAUUAUUCGAGUCGUAUUCAUUGGUCAUCAUUCGCGGUUGAGUCUUUCGGCUGACAUUUAUUAUACAUAAUUGGCCAAUGGUCACUUAUUAAAAUAUGUAAUAAAUAUUUUUAUAAAGUCAUUUGCAUGCAAUGUCUUAAUGAUAACCGAGCGAGUGGCUGUGAGUUGUGUGAUUACCAAUUUACAUGUCAAACCAUUCUUCGUUCUUCUUUUGGAAACGAGGAAUGUCCAUCUUGAACCGCUCCUCGGUUCGGACUGUUAUUUUGUUUAUUCCUUUUUCAUUCAAUCGACAGCAAUAUAUACAGAGAGAGCCACAUGAGAUAGCAUAUUUAUGAUCACAUGACUCGCGAUGCAUCUCGCUUGAAAGAGAUGGACAAAUACAUUUGUGAAUGCUUUAAUCGCAUAAUAAUGAAAUUAUGGUUCGAUAUUGAUUGUUUGCGUUUUUCCCGUUCUCGAAUUGGGAAUCUGUCGAACGAUUAAAUAAAAUUGUUCGGCGUGGCAUAACCAACACACAUACACACACACACACACACACACCACAUGAAUUAUGUUGUCUUCGAAGUGGACAUGUCGAAUGCUGAAGGGAACAACAAACCAGAAACAUCGCAUUAAAUAAAAAUCAUGCUAAUAAUGGUUACGAUGUUUAAACGCAUCCAAGUUAAACGCUCCGAUAUGCUUAAAAUCGAUAUUUCUGAUGCCCGUUGUGUGUCUGUGCCCAUGUAUGUGUGUUUGUCUUCGCCUUUUGCUUUUGGUCAGACAGCGAGCGCGCAGUUGAAGAACCGAUGUUUUAAACUGCAUAAAUUAACCGUAAUUUAUAAACAAAAUCCAAUAUCAAAA